AUGAAGACAAUGAUGAGCACAAUUUCAAACAUUUCUCAUAAUUAUAGAGCCUCCUGUAAAUCAGAAUAAUCAAUAACUCCAUUAAGAGUGCCUUACAAGUAAUUAGUUUUAUUUUCAUUUUAGUGGAGGUUCUUAAUAAAAUUGUUUAUCAAAAAAAUCAUGCACAAACACUAAUUUCAUUGAAAGUGUUAUAAUAGAGUAUAAAUAGCUUUGUGCAUGGGUAAUUAGAGAAAUAAAUUUGAAAAUAGAUUAUAAUUAGAUGAUGAGCAAUAUAAAUAAGCAAUUAUUUUAAUUUGAAAGGUUUUUAGCAAAAAAAUUAGAUGGUUAUACAUAAGAAAUUUAAGCAUUAAAAUUAGUUCAUUAAGAAAAUUAAGUUUCAAUUCAUAAAUUAAGUUCUACAAAUUAGGAUCUGAAAAAUAAGCUGAAAUAAAUCUCAAAUAAUAUAAAUGAAGACUUUUUAUCAAAUUCUCCUUUAAAGAAAAGGCAUAAUUAUUCAAUUGAAUUGAUUACAAAAUAACCAUUAAGAAAUAUAAGCUAUUCUUUACAAGAACCUAGUUGUGAUAAAGAGAAUAGAGAAAUAUUUCCAAAAAAAAAGUCUUUGAAACCUAAGUUUAAAAUUUGA
Molecule: messenger RNA, 622 nt
Organism: Paramecium pentaurelia
Lineage: Eukaryota; Ciliophora; Oligohymenophorea; Peniculida; Parameciidae
Source: the annotation of a GenBank genome assembly